UGACUCUUGAACAAGACCUUUAUCUAGCCUUAUUUUUUUAAAGUUCAGCAUGCAACCUCACCUUUGUCCUGGACCCCGUGCUGUGCUAAGUUUCAGACUUAUUAUCUCUUCCCCUGAUCAGUGCACUUUCAGUGGGUUCAGCAGAUGAGCUAUAUUAUUGCGUUUGAAUCGGCUACCUCCCUUGCCCACUCUUCGUCCCCCCUUUACCCUCAGAUAUGAGCAGUGUAAUUUCAGACCCGUUCGGUGGUGUCGUUGUAUCGGUAUUUUUGAGCAUCCUUCUAUUGGGUGCCAUGUUCGUGCAGUUAUACAUUUACCUUGACCGCUAUCCGAAGGACAAUAUCUGGCUAAAGGUCUUCGUCAUAGUUCUCUUUGCGUUGGACGUGCUCAACUCGAUUUUUGUGGUUAUGUGGGUUUAUAAACUCCUGAUCAAUAAUUUUGGGAACCUUGUCGCAUUUACCAAAGCCGACUGGACCGCCACAACUGACCCGCUUCUGGCGGGUGUCAUGGCAGGAAUGGUUCAAAGUUUUUUUGCCUGGAAGAUCUGGCUGUUGACCAAGAACUAUUACUACGUCGGCAUAAUUCUUAUGUGCGCAUUGACAUCCUCGGCCGGCGGUAUAGCGACAAGUAUAAUCGGCUUUUUAGUCAUCGACUCGGUUGACUGGACCGAGCUCCGUAAUAAACUGGACACGCCCUCUCUCGUGUGGCUCAUGCCAGCUGCACUCGGGGACCUCAUCAUUGCGGUCGUUAUCACCAUGUGUUUGCAGCGAGCAAAAGGUUCUAUCCGGCGGACUAAUCGCGUCUUGAAUAGAAUUAUUCGACUGACUAUGCAGAAUGGGCUUCUCACUGCGACCGUCGCCAUAGUUGACCUAGGUUUAAUUCUCGGCGUGAAGAGGCAGCCUUACUAUCUUUGUGUCGCAUUCAUCUUACCCAAACUGUAUACGAACUCAGCGCUUUCGAGUCUUAAUUCCGUGCGUAAUGCAACGUCUGUCAUAAGUGUUGGUUCUCACUGUAGAUGAUUUUUGCUUAGCGGCGAUCCCACACUCAGGAUAUCGCGGACGAAUCGGGCCCUCUGGCAAUGCCCUGGAAUAGCAACGAGGUGCGUACUUUCUCAAUAGUAACUCCCGUCCUCUCAACAUGGUCGCCUUUUUGUAGGGUCGUAUCCCACCUCGAUCACAGGGGGUGUUCAUAAGUGUCGAGU
Molecule: messenger RNA, 1198 nt
Organism: Guyanagaster necrorhizus
Lineage: Eukaryota; Fungi; Basidiomycota; Agaricomycetes; Agaricales; Physalacriaceae
Exons: 12
Coding region: 216-1016 (266 amino acids)
Source: RefSeq, a predicted model, not a curated record